Stylonychia lemnae is the source of this 438-nucleotide messenger RNA. The record is from the annotation of a GenBank genome assembly. Lineage: Eukaryota; Ciliophora; Spirotrichea; Sporadotrichida; Oxytrichidae.
AUGGGUAAAAUUAUGAAACCUGGCAGAGUAGUCAUUCUCCUUGCUGGCAGACAUGCUGGAAAGAAAGCUAUCAUUGUGAGACAGCACGACGAUGGAAAGAAGGACAAGAAAUUCGCUCACGCUUUAGUGGCUGGUAUUGAGAGAAACCCCUUGAAAGUUACCGGUAGAAUGAGCUAAAAGAAAAUCGCUAGAAGAUCCAAGGUUAAGCCUUUCGUUAAGCUCGUCAACUACAACCACCUCAUGCCCACAAGAUACUUGGUUGCAACAGAAAUCGACCUUAAGACCUCAGUCUCAGAGGAUAAGCUAGCAAACAAAGAAUCCAGAAAGCAAAUGAAAAGAGAAGUCAGAAAGCUUUUCGAAGAGAAAUACAAUAACCCCGCACCCAAAUCCGACAAGACUAACCAUGUAGGCUUCUUCUUCAAGAAACUUAGAUUCUGA